AUGGAGCAAGCAAAAACGGAAGUUGAGAAGAAAGUGUCAAGACUUCUAAAAUUCCUCCAAAACAAAAACAAGAUCCCAAGAGACUCAAAGAGAGAGCUGCUAGCGAUUGCUACCGAUCUCCAAGAGCAUUGUCAAUCCCUUUAUUCUUCCAUUGAUGAUUUUCAACAAGAUCUUGAUCCGACAAGAAGCGGUGGCAGAAGUCAAGUGCAAUCUCGCAUUGCUUCGUCGGAGGAUAUAGUGAAUCUUGUUGAGCAAGGAAGCAAGCUUGAAGCAUUGAAGAACGAGGCUGAAGAGAAAGAACAUGCACUGGCUUUACGCGUGAAGGAGCUAGAGCGAGAGCUAGGAGAGGCGAAAGCCAAGUGUGAUCGCAAGGGAGAUUUGGAAGAAGAGAUUGAGAUGAAAGCUAGCGAAAGUAAGCAGCUAGGAGAGAUGAACAAAGGGCUUAGGUCACAGAUCUCCGGCCUGAGGCUGGUUUUGAAAGAAACAGGAGAUGAGAUAUCGACACUUGUGAACAAGUUUGGGAAGAGUGAGUUAGGUUUAACGUCGAGGAUUGAAGAUUUGAAGUGCCAGUUGAGAAACUUGGAGCAGGAGAUUGGUUUUCUACGUGAGAGGAACGCGGAGUUGGCUGCCAGUUCUCAAGUUAAGAGAGUUGAGGACAAAGAACGUGUAAACGGAUUGAUGGAUCAGGUAAGUAGUUUGAAACAUGAGCUUGAAUCAUUGCGGAACGAGAAAGUCGAACAAGUUACAGAGAGGGAGAUGCAGGGGAAGAGUGUGGAACAAGAAACAGAUGAAGAGAGGAAUAAGUUGAAUGAAGAGAUUGAACACCUUAGAGAAGAAAAUAAGAAGUUGCAUACAAGAAUCAUAGAACUCGAAUCAUCACAGAUGGAGAGAGAGAUCAAGAAUACCGAUGAAAAUGAAGAUAAGAGCAAGAAACUUGACGCUGAACUUUCUCAUCAGAAGAAACUGGUCAAGGAACAAGAUGAUGUUAUUAACAGGCUGUCGGGAAAAAUCAAGGAUCAGGAAAGACUUGUGAAAGAACAGAAAGAGACCAUUGACAAGUUCUCCGAAGAUCUGAAGCAAUCAAAACGCUGGUCACUUGGUUCAAGCCGAGAUACGAAGCUGAAUCCAAAUACCAUAGAGAAGAAAAUGGAAGAAAUAGCUGAUGAUUUCCGGAUGAAGAUGGAAGACCAUAUCAGGAUACUGUACAGGAGGAUCCAUGUAGCUGAACAAAUACACUUGGAGAGCAAGAACGAAUAUAUCAAAAUACGAGACAUUGUUCAAGAAAACAAAGAAACUAGAGAAAGUUUGCUCUUUUACCAAACCCAUUUCAAAAGAAUCAAAGAAACUUGGGAAAAUGGGUAUGCAAAAUCGACCGAGAAGCUGGAGGAAGCAGAGGAACACUCUGAGAGAGUUGCUAGGUUAGCAAAAGAGAUUGAUUCAGCGAAGAUUUGGGUGUGUGAGAAGAAGAGCGAGUUAGAAACACUAGCCGCAAAGCUGGAAUGCGGAGAGGCUCAAGAGACUUUGUUGAAGGAGAAGUUAUCUAAGCUGGAGAAGAAACUUGCGGAAGAAGGAACUGAGAAACUGAGUCUAGCAAAGGUUGUGACCAAAUUUGAAGCGAGAAUCAAAGAGCUUGAGAUCAAUGUGAAGGGACGAGAAGUUGAAGUGCUGAGCUUAGGGGAAGAGAAGAGAGAAGCCAUAAGACAACUAUGUGUUCUUGUGGAUUAUCAAAGAGAUCGAUACGAUGAACUCAAGAAGUCAGUCUUGAAGGUUUCUCUUAAGACCUAAUGUUACAAUCAAAACUCAACUCUUUUGUCUUCCCUGAAUGUUUUUUUUCUUUAAGUUUUAUUUGUUGUAUCUAUUUACGUUAGAAUCAUCUCCCCAUCUUGCAAAAUGUGAAAUGUUUAUUGUAAGAUCGUGGAUCCAUUGUGUUUGACAGUUAUGUAGAACGUUUAUAUGGAUGCAUAGUAUUAAAAUUUUGU
Messenger RNA from Raphanus sativus (radish), 1979 nucleotides. Its product is annotated as COP1-interactive protein 1. The coding region runs from base 1 to 1785 and encodes 594 amino acids. Lineage: Eukaryota; Viridiplantae; Streptophyta; Magnoliopsida; Brassicales; Brassicaceae. The transcript is spliced from 3 exons. The record is from RefSeq and is a predicted model, not a curated record.